Molecule: messenger RNA, 1998 nt
Organism: Paramecium tetraurelia
Lineage: Eukaryota; Ciliophora; Oligohymenophorea; Peniculida; Parameciidae
Exons: 6
Source: RefSeq, a predicted model, not a curated record
AUGUAGAAUUUCGAAGAUGAAACAUUUGUCCGCUAACUGAUAUCUGAUAUAACUAGACCAAUUGCUGAUAAACUUGAAAAGAUAUAGAAGGAAUUCGAAAAUAUUAGGCUUAGUAUCCACAAACACAGUAGAAUGAUAGAUAUUAUGUCAGAUAAAUCAGAUCAAUUAUCUUUUGAUAUCAAACUCACUAAUGAUACAAUCGAGAAUCUCAGAAAGAAUAUAAAGGAAGAUUAAUAAAAAGUAUUUGAAAUUGAAAACCAUUUUAAUUUGGAUUUCAAUAAUACCAGACUAGAAUAAGGAGUCAUAACACAAGAAUAGGAUAAUCUAAAGAAGGAAAUCAAAAUUUUAGGCGAUGUUUAAUAAAGUUUGACUGAGAGAGUUGAAAUAUAUAAUAAUUACCUAAGUCAGAAAUUGUACUAACAAGAGUUUACAAUUAGUAAUGUCGAUACCUCUAAUUCAAAAGUCAUCAAAGAAAUAACAAAUUUAAAUCUCAAAAAUCAGGAAGAAUUAUAAGCUUAAAAAAUAUAAACUUAAGAUAUACUAGCAAAAAUGUAAAAGAAUUCAUAAGAUCUCAAUAAGACCCUCUGCAGUUAAUAAUGGAUGUAGGAUAUGAUCGUUGAAUUAAGAUAAAAAUCAUAAUUCUAUCUUACUAUUGAUUAAGUAGAUUCGCAAUAAAAGUAACAAACUCCUUAAAAUAAUACUCCUCCUGUGAUUACUUAGAGUUGUUAAAUUUCAAAUUAAGUUGAUUAAUAAGAUUUCUCUGAAAUUAUUGCUGAAAAGCUUAAUAAACUAAAAAAUUAAAUUAAUACAGAAAUGUAAUAAUAAAAAGAAUAAAAUUCUUUCUAAAUAGAAGAAUUAAAAAAAGCAUUAAAUACUUUUAAGUCAGAUUUUGUUAGAAGGCUUCAAUUAAUCUAAUCGAAUUUAAAGGACACAAAUGAUAAGUUAUUAAUCUCAGUAGGUGAAGUUCAAGAAUAAAAGUUGAGUUUGAAAUAACAAAUCAGUUAAAUUAAUGAAUUGCUCCAAAGAUAAUUUUCAAAGAUUUCUUAAGAUAUUUAAACUAUAUAAACUAAUAUAACUGGUUUGGAUCUUCGGAUGGCAGAAACACAUUCGACAGUUAUUCACGUUUAAGAUAAGUAAAAGGAGGCAUUUGUCAAUCAGACACCCUUGGAGUAUUUUAAUAAUUAAAAUGAUAUUAUCAGUCUACUGCCUAUAAAAUAAGAGUCCUAAUUUUAUGAUUCUUUUUAAUUCAAUAAUACUGUUACUUAAAAAUUUAUCAAAACAGAUUAAACUUUAUAAUUUCAGCCUUAAUAAUUGAACAGUGUCAAAAAAUAAAGAGAAAUCUAAUUUGUUGAGCCAGAAUAAACUCAAACAGUUACAGAAAACUUAGAAAAUUAAAAUAAUUUGAUUACUCCCUAAAGAAAAGUUCAAAAUGAAAUAAUUAAAUUAAAGUCAGACUUCUUUAAUGAAUAGCAAUACAAUCAAAAUCAAAUGAAUAAAUUGCUAAAAUAGAAGACCAUUACAGAAUAAGCACUAUAAGAUGUUGACAAAUAACUAAAAUAGUUUCAUUCAUAUUUUGGGGUCAUUUUUUCUUUGAUCUUACAUAAUGAGUUAACUGGGACAGAUUACCAAGCCAAGAUUGUAGGAAAUGGGUUUAAAUUUGAAUUCUUACCCUUUUAAUAGGAUGAAAAAACAAUGAUGUUAUAUUAAAACAACAAGAUUUCAAAAGUAGAUCUGUUAAUGAAGACUAUUAUUUGUACUAACUCUAUGAUAGCAAAACAAAAAUAGAAUGGCCUCUAGUUUUAAUAAGAAAAAUAGAAGUAAAAUACAGAAAUAAUUCGAGAAUUAUAAACCAUGUAUAUCAAUAAAAAGAAUAGACUCAUAGAUGACAAAUACUAGACUGAAAGACUUAAUUUAUCUCUAGACACACCAGCAUAUUAGUAGACACCAAAAUAGAAAGUGACGAAGGUCCUAGUAAAAUAUAAGAAAUUAUUGGAUUGA